CAUUUGCAUACAGGGAGUAUAUAAGCGCGCGCUGGGAGCUGCUGGCGCACAGUGCAGCUGGAGCUCGAGGAGGUUGCAUCGUCUGCAGAACCAGCACAACAAACCCUGACCAACCGCAAACAUGUCUGACAAACCAAAUCUGGAGGAAGUCACCAGCUUCGACAAGACCAAGCUGAAGAAGACAGAGACCCAGGAAAAGAACCCUUUGCCGUCAAAAGAGACCAUCGAACAAGAGAAGCAGGCCGGCUCAUCAUGAAGCCCCGCGUCGAGACUCCACUAUGCACUGUACAUUCCACAUGGCCUUCUUUUUUCACCUUUUAGCUGUUUAACCUUUUAACGAGAAACGUCAAAAACAAAAAAACUAGACAAAAAACACAAUUUGACAAACCUAAGAUGCAUUCUGAUUGGACGAAUGUUAAAGAAACGAAUCAAAAAGACAAAAAGAUGACUGUACAGCCCCUCGUGCCCCGCACCUCCUUCCCUUUUUUAAAUGUUGUGUUUGAUUAAAUAUUUAAAAAAGAAAAAAAUGUCUGCACCACUGCGAGCGCUGGCGUGCAUCCAUUCAUGUGGCGUGAAAACAUACAGAUGAAGAUGACGAUGAGGAAGAGGAGGAAGAAGAUGAGGAAGCAGCAGCAGCAGUGUGUGCAUGCAUGUGUGUGUGUAUGUGUGUGUGUGUGUGUGUGAGGAAGCAAAGUUUGGUUUUGGCCUUCGAUGCGUGCAGUGGGCGAGAGGAGGCGGGGCCAAGCGUUUGAGUGACACCGUCCAGGGACCUACACAUCCACUAUCUCGGGCUCGGCCUGGGUCAACUUGUGUCAAAUGCUUUUAAGUCAUGCAGUGUCUGUUGUUUUUUUAAAAAUGUUUAUUUUCAAAAGUUUUUUUGUAUGAGUUCGAACCUUGGAAUGCACAAUUUCUUUUUUUAUGCAAAUAAAAGAAGAGAUAUAUGAA
Messenger RNA from Astyanax mexicanus (Mexican tetra), 945 nucleotides. It is a transcript of the gene tmsb4x, whose product is annotated as thymosin beta 4 X-linked. Gene Ontology annotation, biological process: actin filament organization; regulation of cell migration. The record is from RefSeq and is a predicted model, not a curated record. The coding region runs from base 122 to 256 and encodes 44 amino acids. NCBI's taxonomy places the organism in Eukaryota, Metazoa, Chordata, Actinopteri, Characiformes, Acestrorhamphidae. Gene Ontology annotation, molecular function: actin monomer binding. Gene Ontology annotation, cellular component: cytoplasm. The transcript has 3 exons.